Aspergillus homomorphus CBS 101889 is the source of this 2319-nucleotide messenger RNA. Its product is annotated as MFS transporter. Gene Ontology annotation, molecular function: transmembrane transporter activity. The transcript has 3 exons. Lineage: Eukaryota; Fungi; Ascomycota; Eurotiomycetes; Eurotiales; Aspergillaceae. Gene Ontology annotation, biological process: amino acid transmembrane export from vacuole. Bases 366 to 2177 code for a protein of 603 amino acids. The record is from RefSeq and is a predicted model, not a curated record.
GUAUUGCAAUAGCAUAGCUGGUUUCGUGCGUCCACUACUAUGCUAUUAUUUAUAGUCCUCUCUAUCAUAUCAUUGUAACUCAGAGGGCUCGAUUUGCACAGUAUAAAAGCACUGUUUUUUUUGUAUACCAUGUGCCUAUAUCACCACAAAUAUUCUCUUUUGGCUGUGUCAUAGAUCCUCCCUAUCCUCUCUUCACCUCGAGUGACAGUAGACACAACUCGGUUCUUGAACUGGCUACAAUCGCAAGAGAUCGUCUUGAUUUGUCUUGUCUGGACUGGUGCUACCACAUUGACUCCUAGUACAGCUAAGCAAGCACUGUUAUCUCUGUUGGCUAUACAAGCCGUUUCCAACAUCUUCUUGGCAUCAUGCAGAGGAAUCAAGUAGCUGAAGCAAAUCUUCCCCAAUACCCAGGUGAUGAUAUACGUCCCACGAGUAAGAAGGAGCUCGUCGGUUGGUACAGCUAUGGGUGGGCAGCAGAGGUUUUUGCUGUAUGUGCCAUGGGGUCAUUUCUCCCCAUUACCCUGGAGCAAAUGGCUCGGGAACGUGGAGUCCUUCUAUCGGAUCAAUCAAUCCCAUGUAGUGCAAGCUGGAAUCACUCAAGAAGCCAUGCACAACCAGCCCUUCUGUAUGAGAAAUCUGGGGCACACAGGGUAGCCCAGUGCGUUGUUAAUGUUCUAGGAUUUCAAGUGAACACUGCAAGCUUUGCUAUGUAUACGUUCUCGGUGAGUGUCUUUGUUCAGGCUAUUCUGAUUGUGUCAAUGUCGGGUGCUGCCGACCAUGGGAGUCAUCGCAAAAUGCUUCUGGUGCUUUUCGCUUUCGCUGGCUCCGCUGCCACCAUGGUUUUCCUUGCAAUCUCGCCGAGCUUAUAUAUCCUAGGUGCGCUGUCUGCAGUUGUAGCCAACACUUGCUUCGGGGCCUCUUUCGUGCUUCUCAAUUCGUUCUUGCCCUUGUUAGUCCGUCAUCACCCUUCGUUAUUGGCAAAAGAAGUCGAUGGCUCUCCUGUACCGGUCAGUACAACUAUCAGCCACAGCGAUGCCCCAGCAUGUACCGCUCCACGCGGUGAACCAGCGGAGACGACUCCGCUGUUUCGAUCCAAUCGUUUGCGUCAUAUAGCAGAUUCCCAACAUCUCCUUGCCCGAAAUAACCAAGAACUCGAAAUUUCGUCUACAAUCUCCUCCUAUGGAAUCGGCAUUGGCUAUAUUGGUGCGGUGAUACUACAAGGAAUCUGCAUUGCUGUGGUCUUCGCGACGAAGCAAAGUACUUUCUCGCUGCGUCUUGUGCUAUUCUUGAUCGGGGCUUGGUGGUUUUUCUUCACGAUUCCUGCGGCGAUAUGGCUGCGUUCUCGACCAGGGCCACCUCUUCCUUAUGUCUCGCACGGCAAAAAGCGUGGAUCGUGGGGUGGCUAUUUUAUAUAUGCCUGGAAAUCUCUUGGCCAGACAGCAAUGCGCACUCGGCACAUGAAAGAUAUUCUGUUGUUUCUCGCGUCUUGGUUUCUACUCAGUGACGGGGUUGCAACUGUCAGUGGAACGGCUGUCCUCUUUGCUAAAACACAGCUUGGUAUGCAGCCUGCUGCAUUGGGCUUGAUUAAUGUGGUUGCAAUGGCGGCGGGUGUCAUCGGCGCAUUCUCCUGGGGCUAUGUUGCGCGGUUUUUUGGCCUUAGUGCAUCGCAAAUCAUCAUUCUAUGCAUUUUGCUUCUUGAGAUUGUGCCGCUCUAUGGACUGCUAGGGUUCAUCCCAGCCAUCAGAGAGCUGGGUUUCUUGGGUCUCCAGCAACCUUGGGAGAUGUAUGCGCUGGGCAUCGUUUAUGGGCUUGUCAUGGGAGGAUUAUCUUCAUAUUGUCGGAGUUUCUUCGGGCAGUUGAUACCCACAGGCUACGAGGCAGCGUUUUACGCCCUUUAUGCUAUCACCGACAAAGGAUCCAGCAUCUUUGGUCCAGUGAUUGUUGGAAUCGUUACGGAUCGCUAUGGUGAAAUCAGACCUGCGUUCGUCUUUCUUGCGAUCCUUAUUUUGUUCCCACUGCCACUCAUGCUACUUGUGGAUGUUGACCGUGGGAAGCGAGAUGCUCUGGCACUCGCAACUGAAUUGGCUGGUGAAAGAGAAGUACUAGAGCCACUAGCUUAUGGAACGGUUCCAUGUGACUCCACUUACGGUGAACCACCAGCCAUGGAAAGCGAAUGAGCAAUGAGAUGUGGAGUAAUGCAUACAGUAUUCACAUUAUACUACUCCGUAGGUAGUCUAGCAGCGAUUUGAUACUUCUAUUUUUCAUAUGUACUCUAUCUCGUCCCUUCUGUUCUACUUAUGUUUCGAAAUAGUGAUUGGC